AUGACCUCCGCAGCUCUGAAUAGGAAGUCCAUCGAGGUCUUUGUUCGAUGGCGACGGCUGACACAGUCGGAAUCUGCGCAAGACGAGGUCGUUCAGGAAAUAGGUUCUGGAGAUGGCCGUUCCCUGUUGUCAAUCUCCGUAAGCAGGCAGGGUCAGACAGGCAACCAGUCGUGGACGAGCCCUCCGGCCUUCAAAGCCAUAUUCAAUCCAGAACACGACAACGGGGCGAUAUUUGACUCGAUCGUUGCGCCUGCUAUCCCGCGGGUUCUACAGGGUGGGAACUGCAACUUUUUUGCAUACGGACAUACCGGUAGCGGCAAGACACAUACAAUCCUGGGUUAUAAUUACGACGCUGAGAAAGAGCUCGGAUUGACUCUCGCGGCUGCUCGCCAACUUUUUGAGGCAAUCCACGUCUUGAACGAGGACAAUCCUGCCGAAGAGAAGCUGGGAAUUGGCUUCAGCUUGUUCGAAAUGCGAAAGAAGUCGGCCUUUGAUCUUCUCAACCGACGUGCAGAGUGCCACAUCAGAGAAGGCGCCGACGGCAAGGUUUACAUCCGCGGGGAAACUGAGAUGCUCCCGGGCGACAAAGUCAGGGUCUGCCCAAUCGUCAAGCAACCCUGCUGGACCUAUGGAUCUUUCCGCCACGAGCUGACUCAGGCCCUUGGCCGCCGAGCCGUCGGCUCGUCGACUCUUCACGACCAGAGCUCCAGGACUCACGCGAUCUUGGAGUUAGAAGUUAUCUGCCAAUCGCUCGUAGAUGCACGUCAGGCUGUCAUAGAGCGGCAGUCAGAGUUGGUCCCGGUGGGAAAGCGUGCGACCGACGUCCACCUGGAGGAACAGUACAAGGGCCUCAUCGCCCUUCCAGAGGGUGGAUGGGCAUACAACCCCGAUUAUCAGAUCAACCAAGAGCGCAUUGACGCCGCCGAAGCCGAGAAGGCUGACUGCGAAGAAAAGGUUGCUGCUGCAGAAGAACUUGUGGAUCAGAUUCUCGAGUCGUGUGCAUCUCCCUGCCUGGGGGCCAAGAUGGUAUUUGUCGACCUCGCUGGUGCUGAGUACCAACACGAAAAGGAGAGCGCUCGACCACAAAUGGCCAAGCAGACCCCUCAAGAGCGCCAGGAAGGUCGUCAGAUCAACACGGACCUGCUAGCGCUGAAGGAGGUGAUGAGGGCCUGGUCCAACAAUCAGCCGAGAAUACCAUUCCGGUCGUCGGCACUGACCAUGGUGCUCCGCGAGCAUUUCUUGAGUUCGGAAAAGGGAAAUUCGGCCAUGAUCGUCACCGUCUCACCUGCGAGGGACCAGUACUCUGCCACACUGAAUUCUUUGAAAUACGGAAGUCUGGUUGGCGUUGCAGCCGCAUAG
Messenger RNA from Fonsecaea monophora, 1359 nucleotides. RefSeq lists its product as hypothetical. Gene Ontology annotation, biological process: microtubule-based movement. The record is from RefSeq and is a predicted model, not a curated record. The coding region runs from base 1 to 1359 and encodes 452 amino acids. Gene Ontology annotation, cellular component: kinesin complex; microtubule. Lineage: Eukaryota; Fungi; Ascomycota; Eurotiomycetes; Chaetothyriales; Herpotrichiellaceae. Gene Ontology annotation, molecular function: microtubule binding; microtubule motor activity; ATP hydrolysis activity. The transcript has a single exon.